Hyaloperonospora brassicae is the source of this 2235-nucleotide messenger RNA. Lineage: Eukaryota; Oomycota; Peronosporomycetes; Peronosporales; Peronosporaceae. The record is from the annotation of a GenBank genome assembly.
AUGAGCACCGGCGUCUCCCCGCUCCACGUGCAGGGCCUCCGCGCGCGGCUGAACCAGCUCCGGAUGCCAGAGCUCCGCAAUAUCCUCAUGGACCUCAAUUUGGCCCGCUCGGGGCGCAAACAAGAGCUCGUGGAGCGCAUUGCGAGAGAGCUCGAGCUCUUUGCCGACAAAGCUCGAGGCACGACGUCUGCUGCUUUUUACGCGGAUCGGCUGUCGUCCGGCAUGCGGAGCAUUGAGAUGCAGAUGAGGGGCCGGCCGAACUACACGCCGCAGCCUCAGGUGAUGGUGCCGAGCGACUACCGGGUGCCACAAGUGCCGAUUCGCUACGCGCCGAUGGUCUCCACGCCGCCACUGGACCGCUCGAUGCCUGUGCCAAUGUACGAGCGCACUGUCGCAGCUUGUGUGCCAAUGAUCUACCGAGCGGUGAACCCCGCGCCGGUGAGCACGGCGGCGAUCACGCCUACCAAUGGCGUGGAUCUGUACAGUCCAGCAAAGGCAGCGGCACUUGAUGGUGCACGGUGUUUUUGCACGAUCGAAGGAGCAUCUGGAAAGGUGGUCAAGUGUGUGGCCUGUGGCUUGGCUGUGCAUGCCAAGUGUCAUCAAUUGGUGACGCUGAGUGCCGAGUGGUACUGCGAGAUGUGUCGAGGCGACAGCUACGACCCGUUCUACCGGGUGCAAAAGACGGUGUUUGAACCGACUUUUGUGCGCUUUGCGAAGCCUGCAUGCUCUCUUCGACUUGAGUACUAUAUCGCAGACAAUGACCUGAACAACAUGUACGCUCAUCGGGAUCCGAAACCUGGGUCGAUGACACCGGGUUCCUUGGAGCUGCAGCUGCGGUGCUUUGCCGUGAAGGAAGAUCUUGCUGCAGGACACUGCUGGCCCCCGUCUACGCAACUCAUCAUAAACGGCUUUUGUGUGCCAAUCACACAGCGUGCCCCGCCAGGCCAUGCAAACCCUUCGAAAGUUCUGCGAGAGUUGCCAGCGAACAUCUUCCAGUACUCCCGAGUAGGACGAAACGUGAUUGAUAUUCGAACAACUGAGCACCCGUCCGUCUUUGAGUUCAUGGUACAGAUUGUAGAAGUACGCAACAUCGACGAUCUCGUGAACGAAGUGAAAGAAGCGUCGGAGAGUUUAACGUAUGAUCUCGCGAAGCAAGAAGUGAUCAAGUCGUUUGGUAGCGAAGACGAAGACGACGUUGUUGCCACCGUCACGAUGCUGUCCGUCCGCUGUCCGUUGGGACUGUGUGUGAUCAACCUGCCAGCACGGGGUGUGCACUGCAAGCAUUUGCAGUGCUUUGAUCUGAGAACGUUUUUGCUGUUUAGUAAGAAAGCGCGGUCGAAGGCGUGGCGGUGUACAGUGUGUUAUCAAUUUAUAAAGGCCGCAGAUUUGCGUAUUGAUCCAUAUUUAAAGCAGCUUCUUGCUGACGUUGAAGGCGAAGAUGAAUUGGAGGAAGUCGAGAUCUUUCCGGACGGAUCAUGGAAACGGAGGCAAGAGGAAGAAAUGGUGUCCGAGCCCCAGGUCAAGAAAGUCAAAAUGGAGCCUACAGAAGUUACCACCUUGCCAGCAGAUGUCAACUCGACUGCUGCAGCACUAGCGACAAUGCCCGACACUCCAUGUGGACCGCCUGGGUCAACUCUGAAUGCACCAGUGGAGAUCGAUUUAUUAUCCAGUGAUGACGAAACUGAGGAAGACGCAGCACGAAGAAACACGUCAAGUGCUGUAGCUAUGCCCGCAGCUGCACCGGUAUUUGCGCCCACACCUGCGCCACUGCUGUCGCUCGAUGACGACAUCGACAUUUUGACCGUGAGCAGCGACGUGUGGGACACGCCAUCGACACGAGCGUCGAGCAACACAACGAAUGACGGCAAUUGCGGCGAAUACUUUCCCUUCCCGCUGGACGAAAACUUGUUUCCCGCCACUGGUGCGGCCGCCAGCGCCGCGAGUGCAACGACUUCGUCGUCGUGGAUGUUCUCCGUACCUGCCAGCACGAUUGUAAGCAGUAUGCCGCCGCCAACAACGGCCAUGCUCGUGCCAAGCGUGCCAACGCCUCCGGACGUCUUGAGCCGGGCCGAGUUGAAUCUAGCGAGCUCUAUGGCUUCGUUAUCUCGGAACCACAACGUCAGUAACCCGUUCGACGAGCGCAAACGACGUCCCGCACGGCCACUUCCGACAGCCGCAACGGCGUCAACAAGCGAUAUGGAUAUCAUCUGCUUACUAGACAGCGACAGCGACUGA